AUGCCUUUCAAGUUGCUCGAGGUGGACACCGCCACUGACUUUGAAGAAGUCAUCGAGUGCCAAUGGGCCGCAUAUCAGAAUCCCUUUCAAAGUUUCUUCCGCCUCUUCUGUCCAGUUCAUAGCGACGGCCCUACUGCCCAAGCAGAGUCACUUAAGGAAUGCAUAGCUUGCCAGCUAGACUGGUACAAUUCGGAUCCAACGAGUUACUGGGGGAAGGUCAUUGAUGACAACGGCAAGAUUGUUGGCGCUUGUCUAUGGAAAAUCUGUCCAACCAACCUUUUCGAAAACUUCUUCGUUAUGCCUUCGACACUGUUUGAUCUCAAGGCGUUCCGUUUCUUCGCGACCUGCUCUAUCCACUUCUGCAUAAUCGUGGAUGCCUUAGGGUCUUUAAAUAACUAG
Messenger RNA from Ilyonectria robusta, 399 nucleotides. RefSeq lists its product as uncharacterized. The record is from RefSeq and is a predicted model, not a curated record. Bases 1 to 399 code for a protein of 132 amino acids. NCBI's taxonomy places the organism in Eukaryota, Fungi, Ascomycota, Sordariomycetes, Hypocreales, Nectriaceae. The transcript has a single exon.